GAAUCCUUGCUAACAAAAGCUCAUUAUUGCUUGCCCGGAUCAGUUUUUGAAGAAUGAAAUAUCAUUGCGAAGAAUUUCUCUCCACACCGUUUCUGUUAAGUUUGCUGUCCAUCAUGAUGCACCGUUAUCUUUUGUUCCUGGCCUUAGCUGCAUAUUUGAUCCAGACCCAUGGAGCAUUAGAAGAUCACGGAGGAUGGCAUGGAGAAUACACUUCCCACAUUGAUCAUCACCAUCACGGUGGUGAACAGCAUUCGCAUGGUGGACAGCACCACUACCACAGUGGGGAGCCUCACUUUCAUAGUGGAGAAUAUCAUUCCCACAGUGGAGAGUCGUAUUCCCAUAGUGGCGAACAGCAUUCCCACAGCGAUGAACAACAUUCCCACAACAACCAACAGCAUUCUCACAGCGGCGAACAGCAUUCCCACAGCGACGAACAGCAUACUCACAGCGGUGAACAGCAUUACCACGAGUCUCAUUCUCACAGUGGUACUGGGAAUGCUGCAGCUGCUCAUGCUCAGGGCGGUGAUCAUCAUCAUCAUCAUGAUCACAAAGAUUCUGAUGAAAACGGCGAGCAUCAACAAUUCUCACAACCGUUAGCAGAACCGGUGACUGAACCAGCGAUAGUAGCAACUCGGCACCAGUCACACCACAAUCAUCAUAGCCACAAUCAAUCCAGAAGCAGAAGUUCUACUCGUGACCCCUUACAGAUGAGGAAUGAUGAUCACCACCAUCGUCACCAUCAUCACGAGGUGCAUACUAAGAACCAAACGACUGCCCCAACCCCUAAAAGUACUAUGUCGAAGUAUGUUCCUGUUUCUUUUUUCUUAUUGCCUAAAAUA
Stegodyphus dumicola is the source of this 839-nucleotide messenger RNA. RefSeq lists its product as uncharacterized. NCBI's taxonomy places the organism in Eukaryota, Metazoa, Arthropoda, Arachnida, Araneae, Eresidae. The record is from RefSeq and is a predicted model, not a curated record.